GAGGAUGAAGACGGUUGCCGCACUCACACUCCUGGCUUUUGCCACAGCUGCCAAUGGACAGUUCCUUCAAGACUGUACAAACGCUCUCGAUGGUCUUUACGCUCUUGGUGAAUGCGAACCACAAUUUCUGACUUGCUCGGGAGGUAUCGCAAGAAUCAUGGAUUGCCCAGCUGAUCUCAUCUACAACGAGCCACUUCUUAUCUGCGACUGGCGCCACAACGUGAUUGGUUGCGAAGGAUCUGGAGAAUCAUCUGGUGAGACCUCAGGUGAAGGAUCUGGUGAAUCUUCCGGUGAGGCGUCUGGAGAAGGAUCCGGUGAAGCAUCUGGGGAAGGAUCCGGCGAAGCAUCUGGAGAAGGAUCUGGUGAAGCUUCUGGAGAGGGUUCAGGAUCCGGAGAGGAGACAGUCGAAAAUGUUUGUGAGAAUCUCGAAGACGGGGCCUACUCAUCAGGUGGUUGUACCACUUACUACUUCUUCUGUACAACAAACACGGCCCGUUUCCUCAGUUGCCCAACUCCACUCUUCUACGAUGCUGAUUCUCAGAAGUGCAUCUGGAAGUCUCUUGUCGAGGAAUGCAAGGAAGACCUGACCAUCACCGAUGGAUCAGGGGAGACUUCUGGUGAAGGAUCUGGAGAGGCUUCUGGAGAAGCUUCCGGGGAAGGAUCAGGUGAAGCAUCUGGAGAAUCUUCUGGGCAAGGAUCAGGUGAAGCUUCUGGGGAAGGAAGUGGCGAACUCGAGCCAACAUGCGAAGGAAAAGCUGACGGAAUCCAUCCAAAUGGAGUUUGCUCAACCAACUUCCUCACUUGCUCUGGUGGAAUUGCUCGCAUCAUGGACUGCCCAGCUUCUCUCGUCUUCAAUCCAACAAUUCUUGUUUGUGACUGGCCACGGGACGUCGCUGAAUGCGCUGGACUUCCAACUCCACAGCCAACAUGCGAAGAGGACGGAUACUUCUCAUUCGGACAAUGCUCAUCGUCAUUCACUGCUUGCACUAACGGCCGUGCCAUCGUCAUGUUCUGUCCAGCAGGACUCAAGUUCUCCGAGUCUACCGUACGUUGCGACUACGAGUCCAAUGUUUCCGAAUGCCAAGAGACGUCGGGUGAAGAAUCUGGAGAAGCUUCCGGUGAACAAUCUGGAGAAGGAUCUGGAGAGGCUUCUGGUGAGGCCUCUGGUGAAAGCUCAGGAGAGGGAUCCGGUGUGGAAGAGCAAAAUCAAUGCGUUGGACUGGACAAUGGACUUCAUGCUAUCGGAUGCUCUCCACGUGUUCUCUCUUGCCAGAAUGGACACGUUGAUAUCUUCGAGUGCCCAUCCAGCCUGGUUUUCAACGAUCAAUCUUUGAUCUGCGAUUACCCACAAACAUCGUUGAAAUGCCUCAUCGAAGACACUAUUCUCAUUGAUGAGACUCCAAUUGCUGCAUUCGACUGUUCCACUGACGGCCUCUUCUCCGAUGGCCUUUGCUCUGCCACUUAUCAUCAGUGCACUGCCGGACAACUCAUUAACUUCACUUGUGCCGCGAGCAACGCCGUCUUCUCAGCUGCCAACACCGAGUGCGUCGACUCAUCGACCCUGCUUCAAUGCCAUUAAUUGUACCCAUUUUUUUUACAAAAUUACACACUAAUUGACUAACCCCGUGAAAAACUAUUGCCCCCAUAGAGGCCCCAUAUUAUUGUAAACUUGCCUGUAUAUAUUGCAUUUUUCAUAUUGAGAAAUGAAACUGCCUGACUAGAA
Molecule: messenger RNA, 1723 nt
Organism: Caenorhabditis elegans
Lineage: Eukaryota; Metazoa; Nematoda; Chromadorea; Rhabditida; Rhabditidae
Gene: cpg-2
Product: Chondroitin proteoglycan-2
Cellular component (GO): extracellular region
Molecular function (GO): chitin binding
Source: RefSeq, marked reviewed